Molecule: messenger RNA, 2593 nt
Organism: Oncorhynchus keta (chum salmon)
Lineage: Eukaryota; Metazoa; Chordata; Actinopteri; Salmoniformes; Salmonidae
Exons: 6
Coding region: 5-1246 (413 amino acids)
Source: RefSeq, a predicted model, not a curated record
GUCUAUGUGUUCCAGGUGUUACGUUUGUGUGUCUUGUCUAUGUGUUCCAGGUGCUACGUUUGUGUGUCUUGUCUAUGUGUUCCAGGUGUUACGUUUGUGUGUCUUGUCUAUGUGUUCCAGGUGCUACGUUUGUGUGUCUUGUCUAUGUGUUCCAGGUGUUAGUCAUGUCUUGUCUAUGUGUUCCAGGUGUUACGUUUGUGUGUCUUGUCUAUGUGUUCCAGGUGUUACGUUUGUGUGUCUUGUCUAUGUGUUCCAGGUGUUACGUUUGUGUGUCUUGUCUAUGUGUUCCAGGUGUUACGUUUGUGUGUCUUGUCUUUGUGUUCCAGGUGUUACGUUUAUGUCUUGUCUAUGUGUUCCAGGUGUUACGUUUGUGUGUCUUGUCUAUGUGUUCCAGGUGUUAUGUUUGUGUGUCUUGUCUUUGUGUUCCAGGUGUUACGUUUGUCUUGUCCAUGUGUUCCAGGUGUUACGUUUGUGUCUUGUCCAUGUGUUCCAGGUGUUACGUUUGUGUCUUGUCCAUGUGUUCCAGGUGUUACGUUUGUGUCUUGUCCAUGUGUUCCAGGUGUUACGUUUGUGUCUUGUCUUUGUGUUCCAGGUGUUGAAGUUUGCAGAGCAGCGCUACCAGCAGAAGAUGAACGCGUCAGUCCCUGACAGCCAGCUAGACGCUAUUGGCUGCCUCCCCAUGGCCAUCCCCUUUGUGCUUCUCUCUGCCACAGCCAAUGAGGACCAAGCUGUGUCUGCAGCGGUAGAGUUUGUCCGGCUCACCCACCCCCACCCCAAGGUGGAGAAAUAUGUGACGCUGUACGCCCGAGCCCUCCAUGCCACUCUGAAUGGGGCGUGUCUGAAGCAGCAAGCGGAGGCCGCCCUCAAGUCACCCGACCUGGACGCAUGGGACACUUGCAAGCCCUACAUACAGAAAGCAGCCAGGUUUCCAACCUCUUCUGCAGAGGGGCUCAAGGUUCACCAGAGUGCUGUGGAAAUGCUUGGCAUGGCCUGCUACACCCGAGGUGCCCUCAGUAGUAUGUUCUACCUAGCACAUGAGUUUCACAACGACCCUCAUGGAGGGAUCCUGGCAAACACCAAUUGUGGCGGAGAGAACUGCAACAGGGGUUCUGCUUUGGGGGCUCUGCUGGGGGCGAGGGCAGGGUACACGGGUGGAUCUGUACCCCAGGAGUGGAAGGAUGGAUUGAGGAACACACAGGAACCCAUCCAUGAAAUAGUAAAGAAGCUCCGAGACUGCCCCCUAUAGGACUUAAAGCGAGCAUCAGAGCACUGACACACAUACCUCUGUUUGGUUGGUGUAACUCAUAACAACAUCUGUGUACAUAUGUUUGUUGAUUUUGAGCCUUUUAUUGGCCUUGGUAUUCACAUGCUGGCCAUUGUAUGCACAAAAAUGUACCUUACAAUGAAAGAUUACAAUGCACAAAUAAUUACAUCGUGUAAAAGUGCUUAUUUUCCCAAUUUUACUCUUUAAGGCCUUCCAGGUUUACCUUGGUUUACUCCCCAGCUUAAAGCACAGCUAUCUCUCUCGACCAUACAUCAAGUAACUAUUCUCAGCUGUGUCUCCAUUAAAUAUAUUUUAGAGAUCAGUUGGAGUUUACGCACUAAAGGCGUCCGCAUACAUAGGUUCGGUUUGCUCCUAGCAGAACUCGGCCAGGCGAAGUGAACGUCUGUGAACGUCUGUGCUCGCAUACUCCCUUAAAAUUACCUAAUUUGAAAAAUUAGAAAGAAGUGGAAAUAUUACUGUUUGUACCUCUUGAGACGCCAUAGUCCGUACACUCACUUCCUCAAAAUAGUCUCAAUUAAUCUGUAAAUAAUUUGGCGUUUUUUCUGAGGAGGUCUUAGUUGUGCAAAUUUACAUCUAAGAUUGUUGGUGCAGUAUUUCUAACUAGUCAUCUCUCGUUGAACGACAACAAGCACUUCAUUGCAGAUCCCAUAUUGUUGACCAAUCACCGACGAAGGGGCGUAGACUUUGGCUACGGAACUUUGACAAGCCUCAAGAAAAACAUGUGUGAUGAACAGCCCAGGGGGAAAACCCUGCCGAACGCUGCCGAACACCUAAAACGUCACAGAAUUUCAUCCUAAUAUAUGCGGGAUCUUUUUCGACUUUGAAUCAUACCGUAAGCUUUAAACUCAUAUCGAGUUUGAGUUGAAGAAGAAAAAGUUAACCUAGUUUAAAGUACAAUUGAUCAUAUACAUUGAUUGCAGAAGCAGGUAGACAGUAGCCUGCAACAUUUCUACAUUCCUUGUUUCCAAGUUAUGCGAAGGGAAACAUUGUGAAUUAAUUAUGGCAGUUCAAUGAUAACUUAUUUUAUCAGUCUUAUUUUCAUUUGGAUAUAACCUAGUGAAGUUAUUUGAAAGGUAAUAUGCCCUGCAGAAUUGUGUUUUAAAGUUGAAUAAAAGCAUUUAUGCUGGUCGAUUAUGCGCACAAACAAUAGUAUACACUGUUACAAUCUUAUGUACUGUAAUUAAGGUGUGAAAACAUUCAUUAUCUAACAUCUACAGUACAUGCUGCUUUUCACAUGGAUCAUGUUUAUUAUCUAUAUAUUUUUGUAUCCUUCAGGCCCAAUAAAUGGUGUCUCAUUACCAAAUCUAA